UCCGAACUGGUGGCAAUCAUCAGUCGCGUGGUUCUUGAGGAUGUUGGAGGUUCGACGUCUCAGGUGGAGUGGGUUGUGGUUGAGUUGAGUUGAGUGUCAGCGGAUGGAUGCGAUCUUGUGCUCAUGGCGGGAUUUGGUCGUUUCUGUGAAAUCCGUGGUCCACCCUGGGUGGGUGUAUCUUCUUCGAUUGAGCCGGCCUCACAAGGCAGCAGUUUUUUCGGCCACUGUCUGUCUGGCUCUCCUCGCUAUUAUUGCCCAGCAAAUGAAGCGUUCGAAACGACCCCGUCCUGGUCAAUCGCCUUACUACAAUCGGGGGAAUUCGUUGAGGACUCGUGGCAACUAUCGACGUCUUGUAGCGCAAGAUGAUUUUUCGUUUCGUGGAGGAGGUGGGGAUGCAUACAAGUUUAGGAACACCUCAUCAUCGAUUUGUUCGGAUCAGAAGUCGACGUCGACGUUGAUCACGAUGCUUGCAGGAGAUGCAAGUGUUGGCACUGGUGUGGGAAAUUCUCCUUGUACUGCUCAACAGCUUGGUCUUCUGGGUUUAGAAGCUUUAGAAACAGCUAUUGGCUAUUGGGAAGACGCGGAAGUAGCAUUUAGUCGUGAAGCUAUGACAGGAUCAGGACAACUUGCCCUUACGAACAAAAGCGAAGCUGAACUGGGACGGCAACUCCAAGUCCUAUUGGAGAAAGCCUUCGACUUGCAAGAUGCCGGCGAAACUCUCUUUCUUCACGAGGGUUCCCUACUUUUCAGUCGCGAAGAAAGCUUGGCUACCCCGCGAAUGGAAGGAGGAAUGACGAGAACGCUGUCGUAUUCUUCGGAUGGUUGUGAUUCAUUCCAUUCUGCUUUGUCAGACAUGAGUGACGAAUUGCUGGAGGUUGAAGGAAGUUUAGGAGAACCGGGUAAGUUGGCGUUGUAUCGUUUAGCGAAAGCUGUUUACGAAGAAAGCGGAAUUCCAACAAGGGGACUUUACACAGAAAUAGUCGGUUUGACUUCUGAUGACGACUAUAGAGUCAAGGUGCAUUGUUUACGCCUCGGUUUCCAGUAUGUGUUCGAACAGGAUACUCCAAGGCGUUGGUUCGCUGACGCUGGUUUCCAAAUUCUCUCUGAUCUCUUCGUGCGGGCCGAAAAGGAUCCACGUGAAAUGCAAAUGAGUUUCGAGGAGUUGGUCAACUACUUGAUGUCUCCGAAUGGUAGACGAAUUAUGACUUAUGAGCUGAAGGCCAAGGGUUACUAUGCUACCACUUUUUUUGAUGUUGUGAUCGAGAAUCUGCUGGAGGCCUUCAUUCAAAUUGAAUCACCGCCUGGCUUCGUUCUCGCAGUUACAAAUAACCGAUGGUUGUCGAGUAGAUUCAAGGAAUCGGGUUUAACAGCUUCGUUGUGGUCGAUCAUUAAGGCAAGGAAACGUACUCUGGAAAACCCAGAGGGCUACUUAACCCGCUAUUACGACCUUUUGGCCCAUGCGGCACCAGUUGUCGUCUGGGGCUUCUUAGGAACUGACAUACGAUUGAAUCAGAUUUGCAACGCAAUGAAGGACGAGUUUUCGGGCUACGUUAACGACAUUUUCAACGUCAGGAAAGUGAGAUAUACGACUGUCGAAGAGCUGUCCCAGGAUUUAUGGAAACUGGCCAAACUGCACCAUGACUUACUCGUUCAGCGACUUGCUUUGUGACACAAAAAUUGCCAAUCAGCCGUCUAGCAUUUCCUGUCGACCUGUGAUUCUUUGUUGCUCCCGGUACCAGGGAGAUUUUUAGUAUGGUUUUCGUAGUGGGACGAAGAAUGGACGUGCGAUUUUCCUCAAGUUCUCGUGGAUCAUUCCCACAGCAAUUUAUCAAAGACGUGGGAUGUCUGGUUCAUUAGUUCUGGUUUUUCAGUAUCUUGAAAAUAAUUCAGCGAAGAAAUUAAAUUUGGGAGAGCUUCUCUUCGCAUCGCUUCCGUCAUCAGUUGAACCAAGUUUCAAGCUGUUCAAAUUUCCUCUUUUCUGACAAAUUCAAGUCAAACCGUGCCUCAUAUGUUUUUACUGACGCAGAAAUUUCUAAAUUUAAGAAGUCUUUUCCUUGAAAUUAUGAUCAAUUCCUUUGUACUUCUGGUGCAACUCAGACUAUCUGCUGGUAAAUUGGAGGUGCAAGUGUGACAAAUGAACCUGUGCUCCAAGAAAGGUUCGGGUGAACUUCCAACUUUUGUCUUCCAUUCGGGUUUUAAUGUAAGGAAAUGUUGUCAAAGACGGAUAUUACUCGUAAAAAUCGUUCUACUCAAAUACUUGAUGGGAUGUGAUGGAUUAGCAGAACUUGUGAACCAGCCGUCGUAUUUAGGGUGCUCAAAACCGAAAAAAGUUUAGGAAUCGGCCGUCGCAGCUUUAGAGGGAAGAAAGGCGUGAAUUUGAAGAAUCGCCCUAAAAAAAAGGAGAGAUCG
Notodromas monacha is the source of this 2409-nucleotide messenger RNA. Lineage: Eukaryota; Metazoa; Arthropoda; Ostracoda; Podocopida; Cyprididae. The record is from the annotation of a GenBank genome assembly.